This is a messenger RNA of Fraxinus pennsylvanica, 633 nucleotides long. Lineage: Eukaryota; Viridiplantae; Streptophyta; Magnoliopsida; Lamiales; Oleaceae. The record is from the annotation of a GenBank genome assembly.
AUGGAGAUUAAGGAAGUAAACGAGUCGUCUAGGAACAUAAUUGAUGAAGAAAUUCCCUUAUUGGUAAAAUCAACCAUACCCGAAGUACAGAAAAACCUCGUACAAAAAGCCAUUAGUCAGACAUUUGCAAGCACGGCCCACUUGGCCAAUCUUCUACCCACCGGCUCAGUGCUUGCUUUUCAACUUCUGUCGCCAAUAUUUUCAAACCAAGGUGAUUGUGAUGCAGUGAGUCGAUCCUUAACUGCCGGUCUGGUAAUCCUAUGUGGAUUGUCGUGUUUUUUAUUGAGUUUCACAGAUAGCUUCAAGGACCCGAAGGGGAAUGUCAGUUAUGGGUUUGCCACAUUCCGUGGCUUGUGGAUCAUUGAUGGAUCUGCAACUCUACCACCUGAGGUGGCAGCAAAGUACAAGCUGAAAUUUAUAGAUUUUGUCCAUGCCUUGAUGUCAAUACUGGUUUUUGCAGCCAUUUCACUGUUUGAUCAAAAUGCGGUGAGCUGCUUUUACCCACAGCCAUCAGACGGAACAGAAGAGGUCCUCACAGCACUGCCGGUCGGAAUUGGGGUAAUAUGCAGUAUGUUGUUCGUUGUCUUCCCAACUAAACGACAUGGAAUUGGCUUCCCGGUCUCAGAUAGUUAA